GCGCCUUCUUCCUGCGGCGGAGUGACAUCUCUUGUUCCCUCGCAGAUCUUUGGCCGAGUCUGUCGGUUAAAGUGAUCACCUGCUGGCGUUGCGUCUGUGAGGGUCGUGUUUACAUUUUUUCCUCCUCCUUUUCGUUUUCCACCUCCAGGCCGCCGUCAGCGGAGGGUAACAGGAGACUGCGGCCGCACACGAGCAUCACGGGGCGGCGUCAGACACGGAGAACCGGCCCGCAGUUAACGGCGCCUGUCUGUGGAUUUGACUUUGAAUAAGCGCUGCCUGUCCGCCAGCUUUAGGUCUGAGACAUGAGCGGAAGAGUUGGAGACCUCAGUCCUAAGCAGGCUGAGGCGCUGGAACAAUUUCGAUCGAAGGUACAAGACAUUCUUCCUCAACUUCCUGCACAGCAUGACCACUUCCUGUUGCGCUGGCUCCGAGCGAGGAACUUCAAUGUGCAGAAGUCAGAGGCCAUGCUGCGAAAGCACCUGGAGUUCAGGAAACACAUGAAAGUAGACGCAAUAAUCACCGACUGGCAACCACCAGAGGUGAUAGAGAAGUAUCUCUCAGGAGGAAUGUGUGGCUACGACCGCGAAGGGAGCCCCAUCUGGUACGACGUGAUUGGGCCCGUGGACCCCAAAGGACUCUUCCUGUCUGCGUCCAAGCAGGACUUCAUCAAGUCCAAGAUCAGAGACUGCGAGAUGCUGCAGAAGGAAUGCAACCUGCAGUCAGAGAGACUGGGCAGGAAUAUCGAGUCAAUCACGAUGAUCUACGAUGUUGAAGGUCUGGGACUGAAGCACUUAUGGAAACCUGCGAUAGAAACAUAUGGAGAGAUCCUCCAGAUGUUUGAAGAUAACUACCCAGAAGGCCUGAAGAGGCUGUUUGUAAUUAAGGCUCCUAAGCUCUUUCCAGUGGCCUAUAACCUCGUCAAGCACUUCCUGAGUGAAAUCACGCGACAAAAGAUCAACAUCCUGGGGGGAAACUGGCAGGAGGUUUUACUGAAGUACAUCGAUGCAGAAGAGCUGCCGGCCAUUUAUGGAGGGAAGGCGACGGAUCCUGAUGGAGAUCCUCGCUGUCGGACCAGGAUAAACCAUGUUGGACCAGUUCCUCCUUCCUACUACGUGCGGGAUCACGUCAACGUGGAUUACGAACACUGCCUGACCGUCAAUCGAGGUUCUUCCCAACAGAUGGACUUUGAGAUCUUGUUCCCGGGCUGCGUCCUCCGGUGGCAGUUCGCCUGCGAGGGCGCAGACAUCGGCUUUGGGGUGUUUCUAAAAACCAGGAAGGGUGAGUGGAAGAAAGCGUCUGAAAUGCAGGAAGUGAUUCCCAGCCAGCGGUACAACGCUCACCUGGUUCCUGAGGACGGGUCGCUGACCUGUGAGCUUCCAGGAGUCUAUGUGCUGAGGUUUGACAACACGUACAGCAUCUUCCAGGCCAAACGGGUCAGCUACACGGUGGAGGUUCUGCUGCCGGACCGGCUCCAGUCCCAGCGGGAAGCCCAGACCAAUGGGACCAGUGAGGGGACCAGCGAGAAGUCCAGUGAGGGGACCAGCGAGAAGUCCAGCGACCAGCUGCAAGACGCACAAACUCGGCUCUGAAGAUAAGUUCAGGAUCGAUUAAACGAUGAAACAAGCACAGCCUGACGUACUUGAUGUAAAUAGAACCAUGCUGCUCUCGCAUUUUUACUUGAAAGUCCAGUUUAAUGCUACGGCUUGGUACCAACUCUGUUUCAAAUGUUUUGUUCAACCAAAAAUUAAUCAAAAAUUAGUUCAAAUUAUAGUUUUUUUUUUCUCUCCUUCUAUUAUUUAAAAAAACAAUCAAAAAUGAAUCAUGAAGUCUUUGAGGAGUAACAGUGGGCAAUAAAUAUGCAAAGAUAAGUUUUGAUUUAAAAUCAGAAAUGAAGUUUUUCAAAUCAAAUUUGAACUAAUAACAUUCCUGUUGGUUUGCUAAGAGAAAUCAGACUGAAUCCAGAAAUUGUAGAGCUCUGAAUUUUUUUCUUUAUGCAGUUCUUCAAACUUUUCAGUCCAGUUCAAAGCAUAAGAUGCAUUCAAACCACCUGGCGUUUAAAGCAUCGGCUCCUACCAGGACUAAUGGAGGGGUGGCAACAACAUUUACAUUUCCAGAUAGAAAAAACACAUUUGUGCUAAACUAUAUUCCUAGAAAAAUAUUUACUUAAUUACAAUUAACUAACAACUUCAAAACUAAAACAAUCUGGGCCCAAACAAAAUCCAAAAACAUCCCCCCCCCUCUCAAUCUCAACAAUGGAUUUUCCCAGUGAGGCUGAUUGAAAACACCAGGUCAUUUCCAUGGCAACGCAUGACCAGGUGACCUCAAAGAGACGAGAGAACGAUUAAAACAAAAUAUUAAAUAAAGGUAUUUACUUCCUCCAAACAAAAGCAACACAUUUACCAGAUAAAUUAGAAUAUAGGAAGCACAAAAACAGCAACUGUUGGGGAGGAGAUCAAUUCCACAAGCCACAUGUCAAAACGUUCAGUUUGAAGGAUUCAAUUUGAGAUAAAGUGAAUUUAUUUCAUACGUCGGCCAUACAAAGAAAAUAAUAAAAUAAAAUUACAGGAAUAAAGUCAUAAACUUACAACUUUAUUCUCAUGACUUGUAUUUUUAUUUUCUUAGUGUAGCUCUAUUUUGAUGUAUCAAUUUCAAGAAUGCUAAUAAAUGAAGUUUUUCUUUAUAAUAAAAUAUAAUAAGACUUGGUAACAUUUAUUUAGUGUCUGUUAUGUUUAUAAAAUCCCUGAUGUCAAAUUUAACUGCAUUGAUAGACAAUCAGUGACAUAAUAUUAUGCAAUAUUCAUCUAUUUGCCUAAAACUUUUGCAAACUGUUUUUGCAAAUUAGAUGUAGAGAAAUGCAAUCGCUGUUAAGAGAAUUAAAUGUUAUUUUCACAAGAAUUGAUCAUUUAAUAACAAUAAGCGAAUUAAUAUUAUUUUUAAGCAUCAAUUUGACAAAAUGGCUGUUUGAACGAAUCUUCCCAUCGUCCGUUCCACCAGAGCAUCAAAAUGUAUCAAUAUAUUUGAAGAUAUGACUGAAUGUCAUUAUUUCAUAAGUUUUAUAUUGAAAGUUAGUCAAGCUCAACCCGGCUACGGACGACGUGAUUGGUCUGCAGCUGUGCAUGUUAACCAAUCAAAUGUCAGGAUCUAUAAAAGCAUAGCUUUCUGAUAGCUAAAUCAUUUAACAAUUACCUGUAAAAUAACUUGGUUAUGUUACGAUGGUAAUGAAAUAAUUAUACAAUUUUUUUAUUA
Xiphophorus couchianus (Monterrey platyfish) is the source of this 3246-nucleotide messenger RNA. Its product is annotated as SEC14-like protein 2. The record is from RefSeq and is a predicted model, not a curated record. Gene Ontology annotation, cellular component: cytoplasm. NCBI's taxonomy places the organism in Eukaryota, Metazoa, Chordata, Actinopteri, Cyprinodontiformes, Poeciliidae. The transcript is spliced from 12 exons. Bases 303 to 1589 code for a protein of 428 amino acids.